Molecule: messenger RNA, 3725 nt
Organism: Rhododendron vialii
Lineage: Eukaryota; Viridiplantae; Streptophyta; Magnoliopsida; Ericales; Ericaceae
Product: ubiquitin-activating enzyme E1 1-like
Exons: 7
Coding region: 3-3554 (1183 amino acids)
Biological process (GO): ubiquitin-dependent protein catabolic process; protein ubiquitination; DNA damage response
Cellular component (GO): cytoplasm; nucleus
Molecular function (GO): ubiquitin activating enzyme activity
Source: RefSeq, a predicted model, not a curated record
CGAUGUCGUUUAGCCUGCCUUGCCGUGUUGACUCUUCUCAUCGGUUUCGGUUGAACGGUCACCUCUCAUCAGCCUUCGACCGACUUCCAUCUCCCCUUUCAGCCCAACAAAAACCCAAAUACGUAAAACCCAAGCCCAUAAAUACCCCUUGCCCCCCCUCACUCUCUCUCUCCCUCCGCAUCUCCACACUUCUCCCCCAGCCUAACCAACCACCACCACUCGCCCGAUGCCAAAACCAACAGCUCACCACUCCGCCCCCCUCUCCUCACUCUCUCUCAUCGCAUCAAUCCCCGCACCGCUGCUCCAAUCGGAAGUUGUUGCACUUUAUGCUUCCUAAAAAGAGAAUUAGUAGUAAAGAAGAAGUAGUAACAGAAAUCGAUUCCAGUGAUAGCGAGGGCCUUGUCAAGAAGCAUCGGAUCGAUUGCUCGACGGAGGACAUAAACAGCGUCGGGGAUAGUAUUAGAAGCGAGAGGAUUGACCGUAGAGGUGUUUUGGAUAUGGCGUUGGGAAACGGAAAUAUGCAGGAGAUCGACGAGGAUCUGCACAGCCGUCAGCUGGCGGUGUACGGACGCGAGACGAUGCGGCGGCUGUUCGCCUCUAAUGUACUAAUCUCUGGGAUGCAAGGCCUCGGAGCUGAAAUCGCGAAGAACCUUGUACUUGCUGGUGUCAAGUCUGUCACAUUGCAUGAUGAGGGAACAGUGGAGUUGUGGGAUUUGUCCAGCAAUUUCAUUUUUUCGGAGAAUGAUGUUGGUAAGAACAGAGCUCUUGCAUCUGUUCAAAAGUUGCAGGACCUUAACAACGCUGUGGUCGUUUCUACUUUAACCACGGAAUUGACGAAAGAUAAACUUUCUGAUUUCCAGGCUGUGGUUUUUACUGACAUUAACCAAGAGAAAGCCAUCGAGUUUAAUGAUUACUGCCAUGUUCACCAGCCUCCUAUUGCAUUCAUCAAGGCUGAAGUUAGAGGCCUCUUUGGAAGUGUAUUUUGCGAUUUCGGGCCUGAGUUUACUGUUUUUGAUGUUGAUGGUGAGGAACCACACACAGGUAUCAUUGCAUCUGUCAGUAAUGAUGACUCUGCACUUGUGUCGUGUGUUGAUGAUGAAAGGCUCGAGUUCCAGGAUGGGGAUCUUGUUAUGUUUUCUGAAAUCAGGGGAAUGACAGAACUCAAUGACGGAAAGCCAAGAAAGAUAAAAAAUGCGAGGCCUUACUCGUUCACUCUUGAAGAGGACACUACGAACUAUGGUAUCUAUGAGAAAGGUGGUAUUGUCACACAGGUGAAGCAGCCCAAGAUAUUGAACUUUAAGCCUUUGAGAGAAGCUCUGAAGGAUCCAGGCGAUUUCCUUCUCAGCGAUUUCUCCAAGUUUGACCGACCACCUCUGUUGCACUUGGCAUUCCAAGCGCUCGACAAAUUUAUUUCUGCACUGGGACGCUUCCCUGUUGCUGGCUCAGAAGAGGAUGCGAAGAAGCUGAUAUCAAUGGCUACCUGCAUCAAUGAUGGCUUGGGAGAUGGGAAAGUCGAAGAUAUCAGUCCCAAACUUUUGCGGUACUUUGCUUUUGGUGCCCGAGCAGUGUUGAACCCCAUGGCUGCCAUGUUUGGUGGUAUAGUGGGACAGGAGGUUAUGAAGGCAUGCUCUGGAAAAUUUCAUCCGCUUUAUCAGUUCUUUUACUUCGACUCAGUUGAAUCACUUCCCACGGAGCCUCUAGAACCUGAGGAUUUCAGACCAUUGAAUAGCCGGUAUGAUGCUCAGAUUUCAGUUUUCGGGUUGAAACUGCAGAAGAAACUGGAGGAUGCUCAAGUGUUUGUUGUAGGAUCUGGUGCACUUGGCUGCGAGUUUCUAAAGAAUUUGGUUCUGAUGGGAGUGUCAUGUGGCGACCAAGGGAAGCUGACAAUUACUGAUGAUGACAUCAUUGAGAAGAGUAACCUCAGUAGGCAGUUUCUCUUUCGUGAUUGGAACAUUGGGCAGGCAAAAUCUACUGUUGCUGCUUCUGCUGCUUCAGCAAUAAAUCCUUGUUUCCAUAUAGAGGCUCUGCAGAACCGUGUGGGCACUGAGACCGAGAAUGUAUUCGAUGAUACCUUCUGGGAGAAUCUAAGUGUUGUUGUUAAUGCACUGGACAAUGUCAAUGCCAGGCUUUAUGUUGAUCAGAGAUGCUUGUAUUUCCAGAAGCCACUUCUUGAAUCAGGAACCCUUGGUGCAAAGUGUAACACACAGAUGGUAAUUCCUCACCUGACUGAAAACUAUGGUGCCUCAAGAGAUCCACCCGAGAAGCAAGCACCUAUGUGCACGGUUCACUCUUUCCCUCACAACAUUGACCACUGCUUGACAUGGGCUCGAUCAGAGUUUGAAGGCUUGCUUGAGAAAACCCCAGCAGAAGUGAAUGCUUUCCUUUCAAAUCCAAUUGAGUACACCUCUGCUAUGAGGAAUGCUGGUGAUGCUCAAGCCAGAGACAACCUGGAACGGGUUCUGGAGUGCCUUGACAGAGAAAGAUGCAAAACAUUUCAAGACUGCAUUACCUGGGCUCGUCUAAAGUUUGAAGAUUACUUUGGCAACCGUGUGAAACAGUUGAUCUAUACUUUUCCUGAAGAUGCUGCGACCAGUACUGGGGCUCCAUUUUGGUCGGCUCCUAAGCGCUUCCCCCAGCCGUUGCAACUCUCUACUGCUGAUCUCAGCCACCUCCAUUUCAUUAUAGCAGGAUCAAUACUAAGAGCAGAGACAUUUGGCAUUCCAAUUCCCGACUGGGCCAAGAACCCUAGCAAGUUGGCUGAAGGUGUUGAUAGGGUGGUAGUCCCUGAAUUUCAACCCAAGAAAGAUGUGAAAAUUGUGACCGAUGAGAAGGCUACUAGCCUUUCCACUGCAUCUAUAGAUGAUGCAGCAGUCAUCGAUGAACUAAUCAUGAAGCUAGAACAGUGCCGGAAUAGUCUGCAUCCUGGGUUUAGGAUGAAACCAAUUCAGUUUGAGAAGGAUGAUGAUACGAACUACCAUAUGGACUUAAUAGCUGGGCUUGCUAACAUGAGGGCUAGAAAUUACAGUAUUCCUGAAGUUGACGGGCUGAGAGCCAAACUCAUUGCCGGAAGGAUUAUCCCUGCAAUUGCAACCUCCACAGCAAUGGCCACAGGUCUGGUCUGCCUAGAGCUGUACAAGGUUCUAGAAGGAAGGCACAAAGUGGAGGACUAUAGGAACACAUUUGCCAACCUGGCACUCCCUCUAUUCUCCAUGGCAGAGCCGGUCCCGCCUAAGGUCAUAAAGCACCAGGACACGAGCUGGACUGUGUGGGACAGGUGGAUUGUGAAAGACGAUCCUACUUUGAGGGGACUUCUCAAAUGGCUUUCUGACAAGGGGCUGAAUGCAUAUAGUAUAUCAUGUGGGAGUUGCUUGCUUUACAAUAGCAUGUUCCCUCGGCACAGAGAUAGGAUGGACAAGAAGAUGGUGGAUUUGGCUAGGGAAGUAGCUAAGUUGGAACUCCCUCCAUAUCGGAAUCACUUUGAUGUUGUGGUGGCUUGUGAGGAUGAUGAAGAUAAUGACAUUGACAUCCCUCAGCUUUCCAUUUACUUCCGUUAGUACUUCGUGAACUCAAUACCUUUCAUGUCCAUCACCCAGAAACUUUAGGAUGACCAUGCAAUAUUGACACGGUCUUCAAUGGUUGUUUUCAGCACAUGACCAUAUUACAUACACAAUAUGAGAGUUAGCACUUAAUAACCCAAGUUGUUGUGGCCUCUGUUUGAUUGUUUA